UGGGCUUGGUGGUCAUACUGUUACUUUCUUGGAUAUAAAUAUAAAUAGCCACUCCCAGGCCCCAACCACCCACCCCCGCGCUGCCUAGUAUUGCACCUACCUGGUUUUCUCUCUUCGCCUGCCCGUCUUUCCAAUGGCGUCUUCCCUCUCUUCCAAGCCUUUCCUUACUUCUCCCUCAACUGAUGGAGCCUCCGGUUUUGGAUCCCUUCGCAAGCUCUCUUUUCCCUCCGUCCGGUACGCGAUCCGUCCGACGCAUCGUCGUACUCUCGAAAUACAGGCAGCUGGGAGUACAUAUGGAACAUAUUUCCGUGUUACGACAUAUGGAGAAUCUCAUGGAGGUGGUGUUGGUUGCAUAAUUGAUGGAUGUCCUCCUCGCCUUCCCCUCACAGAAGCUGAUAUGCAAAUAGAUCUUGAUAGAAGGAGGCCAGGUCAGAGCCGAAUUACUACACCAAGGAAAGAGACUGAUACUUGCCGAAUAUAUUCUGGAGUUGCUGAAGGAAUGACUACUGGAUCACCAAUAAUGGUAAAUGUACCUAAUACUGAUCAGAGAGGAAAUGAUUAUACAGAAAUGUCAAAAGCGUAUAGGCCUUCACAUGCAGAUGCUACUUAUGACUUCAAGUAUGGUGUGAGGUCGGUGCAGGGUGGUGGUAGAUCUUCAGCGAGAGAAACCAUUGGGAGAGUUGCAGCUGGAGCUGUUGCUAAAAAAAUACUCAAAAUUUUUUCUGGAACUGAGGUUCUUGCUUAUGUCUCUCAAGUGCACAAGGUUGUACUUCCUGAGGAUUUGGUUGACCACGAAACUCUGGCACUCAAUCAGAUAGAGAGUAAUAUUGUGAGGUGCCCAGAUCCUGAAUAUGCAGAGAAGAUGAUUGCUGCAAUUGAUGCCGUUCGAGUGAGGGGAGAUUCUGUUGGUGGUGUUGUAACUUGCAUUGUGAGGAAUGUCCCACGUGGCCUUGGAUCACCAGUCUUUGAUAAACUUGAAGCUGAGUUGGCUAAAGCUGCUUUGUCAUUACCUGCAACAAAGGGCUUUGAAUUUGGCAGUGGUUUUGCAGGUACAUUUAUGACUGGGAGUGAACAUAAUGAUGAGUUCUUCACAGAUGCACAUGGACGAAUCAGGACAAGAACUAAUCGCUCUGGUGGGAUACAGGGCGGAAUAUCAAACGGGGAAAUCAUAAACAUAAGAAUAGGUUUCAAGCCAACAUCUACAAUUGGAAAGAAACAGCACACUGUUACUAGAGAUAAACAAGAGACAGAGCUAAUAGCUCGUGGCCGCCAUGAUCCAUGUGUUGUUCCACGAGCGGUACCAAUGGUGGAAGCUGCAGUAGCCCUGGUGCUUGUGGAUCAGUUGAUGGCACAGUAUGCACAAUGUGAGCUGUUUCCCAUCAAUCCAGCUUUACAAGAACCCUUGGAGUUCCGGGAUCCUGAGCUGGCUGGCACUCACAUUUAAAAGAAGUAUUUUCGAAAUAUCACAUAUGAAUUAAAGACCCUUGAUAAAGCUAGAGGAAUGAGCAGGUGAGCUUUCAUUCAUUAUGGCUACAUUCUGAAUUGUUCUGAAACUUCAUUUAUUUAUUGAUUUUUCUUUGGAAGAUUUUGUGUCUUUAUUUGAGACUUUGAUACAUGUGGUUGUUACACUAAAGAUCUUCAGAUCACAUUAGACUAUUAGAACAUUUUGCCCUAGUUGACUAGGGAUAAGUUGUUGAACCUUAAACCUAUAUUGGAUGUGUGUUAAUCUAGAUCUCAGCCCACAGGAUCAAUCAUUGGAGCCUGGUGAGCUGCCCUUUUGAUCCUAGCUAGUUGUUAAGAUGUUAGUAAAGAAUUUUAGACAUAUAUAUCUUUAAACUCACGAUCAUGAAUAUUUACCAUGACAAUAAUUAAAUCAUCUUCAUCCAUGGAUUCAACAAUAAGACCAAGUUCGUUAGCAGCAGUUUUGGCAUGCUGCAUAUAGUCCAAGAUGCUGUUUGAUGCUUGUGCAGCAUCAAUUCUCUCUUUGACUCUCAUAAUUUUGCUGCAGGACAGUUUGACAUACAUGUUGGCAAGCCUGGUCCAGGCAUCUUGCAAAGUCUUGGCUGAUGCCACAUAAGACUAACUUUCUUGGAAAGAGAAGCAACUAUUACAUUGAUUUAGAGCGGAUCCUGCCCUUAUCCUCGAAACACGGUCAGGAUUUUUAGUGUUUCUUUUCCAUCUGUUUUAAAAAUAGCGGAAGGACAAGAGGUAGAGGUAUUGAGAUAGCCCAUGAGAUUGUAACCAAUCAAGAAAGAGUUGAACUGCACCCUCUAUGAAAUAUAAUUUGAGGGAGUGAGUUUCAAUGGGGAUUGGCCUGCUAUGUUAAGAGAAAUGUGAGAAGGGUUUUUGGGA
This is a messenger RNA of Vitis riparia (riverbank grape), 2352 nucleotides long. RefSeq names its product chorismate synthase 1, chloroplastic-like. The transcript is spliced from 14 exons. Bases 134 to 1444 code for a protein of 436 amino acids. Gene Ontology annotation, molecular function: FMN binding; chorismate synthase activity. NCBI's taxonomy places the organism in Eukaryota, Viridiplantae, Streptophyta, Magnoliopsida, Vitales, Vitaceae. The record is from RefSeq and is a predicted model, not a curated record. Gene Ontology annotation, biological process: aromatic amino acid biosynthetic process; chorismate biosynthetic process. Gene Ontology annotation, cellular component: cytosol.